AUGAUGACGUUUGAUAAGCUUUGCGGUUUGGGAUAUAUAUCGAAGCUGCGAAGGAUGCGUCUAGAAUGGCUCGUGUCGUGGAAUUCUACGGCAAGCUCCGAAGAGCCCUUUCAUGUUUCUCCUCUCCUCCUGCUCAGAUGUUUCGCUCUAGGCCCGGCACCGGAGGUAAAACCCACCGGCCUGUUUGAGAGAUGCCAGGCCAGGUAUUUUGGGAAGAACCCAAGCGGCAUGCGUACGUGA
This is a messenger RNA of Tuber melanosporum (Perigord truffle), 240 nucleotides long. RefSeq lists its product as uncharacterized. The transcript is spliced from 2 exons. NCBI's taxonomy places the organism in Eukaryota, Fungi, Ascomycota, Pezizomycetes, Pezizales, Tuberaceae. The record is from RefSeq and is a predicted model, not a curated record. The coding region runs from base 1 to 240 and encodes 79 amino acids.